AUGGGAUCAUCUUUUCACAUCAACCGAACACAAAACCACCUCAAGUGGUCUAAGACAGUCCCACCUGCAUUGACUGUCGACUCUGGGGCGACCGUGAGCUUCGACACUAUCGAUGGAAGUGGUGGCCAAAUUACCCAAAACUCAACGUCUGCCGAUGUCUACAACUUCAAGGUCGAAUUAGCAGAUCCAGUAUUUGGCCCUAUCUAUGUCAAUGGAGCCGAGCCCGGCGAUGCGUUGGAGAUCGAAGUCUUAGACUUGGAAACCGCAGACUGGGGUUGGACUGCCAUUGUACCCAAAUUCGGUCUGCUUUCCGAUGAGUUCCCGGACGCGGAGCUCAAAAUAUGGGAGUUGUCCAAGUUCGAGGACAGACCCUAUGCGCUGUUCAAGGAAGGGAUUCGCAUUCCUACGCGACCAUUCCUGGGCGAAAUGGGAGUGGCCCCCGGUGCGGACGGUGAAUUUUCGACCAUUCCUCCUCUCGACACUGGCGGAAACAUCGAUUGCCGCCACCUCACAGUCGGCUCGAAGCUUUACUUACCUGUUCAGACACCAGGGGCGCUGUUCAGCUGCGGUGACGGUCAUUCGGCGCAGGGUGACGGCGAGAUCUGCGGAUCAGCCAUCGAAACUCCAAUGCGCGCGACUCUUCGUUUCACGGUGCGCAAGAACCAUGACUGGGUUACAUCGCCUCACUAUUUCUCUCCGCCUUCAGCAAUCAUACCUGGCUUUGAAGAUCGCGGAUGCUAUGCUGCUCUGGGCAUUGACUCAGACUUGCACGAGGCCACACGCAAAGCUGUCCGCGGCAUCAUCAACUACCUGACAGGAACGAAAGACCUGACUCGGACUGAAGCAUAUAUGCUGGCGAGUGUGGCAGUUGACCUCAAACUUGCCGAAGUGGUCGACAUGCCUAACUUUGCCGUGUCAGCCAGUGUUCCAUUGAACAUCUUCCAUGCGACCUAG
Exophiala oligosperma is the source of this 954-nucleotide messenger RNA. RefSeq lists its product as uncharacterized. NCBI's taxonomy places the organism in Eukaryota, Fungi, Ascomycota, Eurotiomycetes, Chaetothyriales, Herpotrichiellaceae. The record is from RefSeq and is a predicted model, not a curated record. The transcript has a single exon. The coding region runs from base 1 to 954 and encodes 317 amino acids. Gene Ontology annotation, molecular function: hydrolase activity, acting on carbon-nitrogen (but not peptide) bonds, in linear amides.